Pochonia chlamydosporia 170 is the source of this 264-nucleotide messenger RNA. RefSeq lists its product as hypothetical. Lineage: Eukaryota; Fungi; Ascomycota; Sordariomycetes; Hypocreales; Clavicipitaceae. Bases 1 to 264 code for a protein of 87 amino acids. The transcript has a single exon. The record is from RefSeq and is a predicted model, not a curated record.
AUGGGCGACAAUAUGGGUAGGGCAGGAGGUGGGUGGAAAAUUGAGGUGUCGCGCUAUCUUAUACUGCACCCGGGGUCGCGUAAGAUCAGAUGGAAGACUGGGGAGACAGAUGCCAGCGCUGAUUCAGGUUGGAGGUUUUGGGAUGUUUGCUCUGGACUGCAGGGUUGCGGUUCAAGUCUUCAUUCCGUGUUCUGUGUUGGCUUGCUCAAGUCUACCAAUCCACCAGCAAGACAAGGCGCCUCGUCUCGUAGUAGGUCUGGUUGA